Molecule: messenger RNA, 3166 nt
Organism: Mesocricetus auratus (golden hamster)
Lineage: Eukaryota; Metazoa; Chordata; Mammalia; Rodentia; Cricetidae
Gene: Apln
Product: apelin
Exons: 3
Coding region: 361-594 (77 amino acids)
Biological process (GO): signal transduction
Molecular function (GO): hormone activity; apelin receptor binding
Source: RefSeq, a predicted model, not a curated record
CAAAGUGAGCCGGGAAGCAUUCUCUCUAGCAGCCUGGACCAAAGGAUAGUUGCGAGUCGCGGACCGAGCACAGCCAGCUACUUGGAGAGUUUCUGCUGCUGUCCCGGAGCCACCUAGGCCAGCUUCUCCGCGCUGCCCCGCGGCAGGAGAGGAGGCUGCUGCAGAGCAGAGGCGGCGAGCAGGCGUGGGGCCGGCAGCCAGCGGCGCUGCUGGGGCACGCACCCUCCCGUGGUCCGAGAGCCACGCGAACUCCGUGCCCGCACGAGCCAGCCCCGGCUCGCGCUUUUCUCGGCGUCCGGGGUGCCCGGCCUCUCUGCCCACGCGCCGGCUCUUCAGGGCGGUUGUGGACCGAGUUACAACAUGAAUCUGCGACUCUGCGUGCAGGCGCUGCUGCUGCUCUGGCUCUCCUUGACUGCGGUGUGUGGAGUGCCACUGAUGCUGCCUUCAGACGGGAAGGGGCUAGAAGAAGGCAACAUGCGCUACCUGGUGCAGCCCAGAGCUUCGAGGACUGGACCAGGCCCCUGGCAGGGAGGCAGGAGGAAAUUCCGCAGACAGCGCCCCCGUCUCUCCCAUAAGGGCCCCAUGCCUUUCUGAACCAGGAUUGAAGAGCUUUCCAAGUGUCAGAUGGGUGCCGUUCUCUCUACUCCACAGAUUCUUACCAUCUCUGGGACCCUCACAUCCGUUUGGCUCUCAUCUUGCACCUGUCAUGGCUGCUGCUGGUCCCGGCUCCUCUCACCCACCAAGUUCCUCUAAUGCCGUGAUCCUGCCCCUCAUUUGGAUGAUUCCAUUUCUCUCACAAGGAUCCAUUUGGCUCAUCAUCCUGGUCACUCCUUGGACUGCCACUGGAGACCCAGCUUCUCCUUGGCCUGAUCCCCAUUCUAGUCCCUAUCUACUGGCCUUAGCAUUCACUUGGCCCGUCCCUCUUCUUAUUAUGUUGGGAACUGGACAGAAACACUCCCAUCUUCAAUGGAUUCCUGCACAUUCAUACUUUCUUAGCAAUCGGACUGCUCACUUAGAAGGGAGUACAGAGACGUGCAAUGAGAGACUUUGGUUGAGUGGGAUUGGAUGUUGGGAUCCAGAGGAGGUACACUGGGGACACCGAAAUGUGGGCAUGGUGGAGGGAUCAGGAGGAAUUGCUGUCACGGCUUCUGCCUUAGCUCGCGCUGGUCCUGCUAAGGAAGAGGCAAAGGAGAGGGGCUCAUGAAGUGUUUUGUGACUGUGUCUUCUAACAUCCUUGUCCUUUCUACUCUCCUGAAGCCAGUUCAGUCUCCAGGUCAGAAGAGGAGAGUGCUGAGCAUGACAUGGUUCCAUACUCUCCCGGGAGUAAAAGUUAACUAAGCACGAUACUUGUUUUUGCCAAAAAAAUAAAAAAUAAAAAAUAAAAGUUACAGAAAGUCAGAGCCCAAAGGACCUUGAAGAUCACUUGUUUCCUUAUGCAAAAGCUUGCACAAACAGAGGCCCUGGAGAGAGAAGUAGCCUGCUCAGAGUCACUGCAGAGUCUCAAUGGGGACCAGGUCUCCCAACUCCCACUUUAUGAUGUCCUUUUUCCUCUUGAUGAUGUCCUUUCAAAGAAAAUGAAGUGCCUUUUCUGGGUUUAGUGCAGAGGGUAGCUGGGAAGGAUGGGGAGGGAGAGGCUGUGAACUGCCCUGUGUGAGCAUGGAACGUCCUUCUCCCAACCUGGCCUGGAAGAGUUCAUAAAUGGUGAGAUGUCCCCACCCCCCACCGAUAGGCCGGGUUCCAGCCGCACGCCCAGGCUCAAGCUAUUUUAAUUGGGGUUCUCAGGCACUGAAACUACCAUUUGACCCCUGACACUGGUUAUCAUGAGCCCCUAUGUUGACUGGACCCUUGUUCUUGUGGCUUUGGGGGGAGUGUCAGAGGAUGGAGAAAGGGAAAGAAAGGAAAGAGAGAAGGAAGAAAGGAGGAGAGAUGGGAGGAUAUGUAGAUACGGUUCAUCACUCCACCAGGAGGCCCCAUCUCUUGGCAGGAGCCCUUUGCAGCCCCUCCCUGGAGGGACACCCUUAUCUUUUGCCUGAGCAGUUGUUCUUCUCAGAGGCCUCCCAGGAGGGAGAAAAGAGAAAACAGAAGCUUAAUAUUCACUUACAUAUGUGUAGGGCAGGGGGAGUCAGGACCCCCAAGCCCCAUAGUAACCCCAGGAUUGCCUCUCCACCCCUCCCCAAAGCCUUUUCUUCCCGUCUGCUGCUGCUGCUGCUGCUGCUGCUACUGCUGCCAUUUCAGAGGCCACCCCAGGGAUCUGGGCCAGGCAUGGGGUCCUAACCCCUUGAAGUGGGGGCUAGCUGGUGCCUCUUCUACUGCUGGUGCCUCUCCUCUACCAGGGACUGUGCCUUCUUUCUCUUUGUCGUUUCUGCAUCUCCUGCCUUAUCAGCCUGCCAUCCCCAGCCCCACAGGGAGAGAAGAGGACUAUGGCUGAGAAAGAGGAGAGAUAGCAAAGGAAGAGAGAUAAAUGGGCCUGGUGGGCUGUCUUAUUUAAAGUGGUUGUGUAUGAUUCUUAUACUAAUUUAUAUAAAGUUAUUAAGACCUUUUGAGUUUAAGAAACCUGUCCCCCGAAGGUGUUCGCUGUGUUUGUAAAGAUUGUUCUGUGUAAAUAUAUCUUUAUAAUAAAGAGAUAAAAAACUGACAAUUUGCCCUUACUCUUUGAGGUCAUAUUCCUUCCCCCCAAGGACCAUGCUUGUCCCAGAGCCCACAGAUUGCACGUGUAGGGAGGUGUUUGCAUCCCGAAUCGGUUCUAGGUCAACUGGCCUCAAACUGAUUUGCCACAAGCUCACAAAAGGGCUCUCUAUGUCUAAGGGCCAGUUCACAUAAAUUUGAGCCCCUUUUAAGUCCUUUGGCAUCUGUUCGAAUGUCCUCAUUUUUUCUGGCAGUGUCAUUUAAAGUUUUUUUUUUCAGAAGCAAUUCAUUUAAGGACAUACUGAUCAAAGGUGGGAUUUGUACUAAACGUUGUUUUGUAUCCCUGGUGGGUGUCUACUGUUUUAUCUGCUUUUGAAUACUUUCAGGACUUUUUCGCCAGUUUGCCUUUCUUGAAAAAUGUUGUUUUCAGCCAUAAAUACAUUUGGUAAUGACUUUGUAUGUAUCAUUUUAUGUUUCACAAAGUGGAGUUGCUUGAUGAAUGAGAUGGCCUGAAAAAUAAAAUGUAAGGAGUUCAAUACAA